GUUCAUUCGUCGAAGGGGCAUUCGCUCGGCAGUAGCACGCACCUUGCUAGCGCAGCCGCGUGUGAGUCGGCGCAGUCACGCCUGGGGCUGACGGGCACGCUAUUUCGGGAACGCUUGGCAAACGGUACCUACGCGCUCGCACAAACCAACACUCGACAGUUCUUUGUCUUAUUAAAUACAUAUCUCUCCAUACGCAUAUAACUGAUCACGCAUCUGAAAAAGGAAUUGCGCGGAAAAUAAAGUGCCUUUAUAAAAGUACCCAAAAUGGGAAGCGUCCUCAGUACCGCCGCGACCGGAAGACCUAACGCAGCAAAUGACGUCGUCAGUGAAAGCGAAACAAUGAGUGACGUAGGAGCGAGUGCCUCGACCGAUAACGAACGAAGUGAGGAGUUUCACGAUGCCGUCAACGACACUGAUGAUGAACGCGUUAAAGCCAAAGAAGAUGCGAUGGUGGAGUUCAGAAAUGAACUUCAAACUAAAAGAGAGCAGCGCAAAGCUAUACUAGCCCGACAUAGAAAUGAGAAGGAGGAAUUGGAGAAAUCAUUAGCCCAAGAAAGGAAAGCUAAUCUUGAUUUAUGUGAAAGCAAUAGAAGAUUGCGAGAGUUAUUAAGUCAAAACGGCAUACAAAUACCGCAAGAAAUAAAUUCUACUAUUGAAGAUACAGAAAUAUCAAGUGUUUUAGUUAGUAUGAAUGAAGAAUUGGAAAAACUGAAAAGCAAUAAUAUGAAACUGAGAAAAGAUUUAGUUGAAGCUAACAGUACAUUACAGGAAGCUUACUCAGAUAUAGCUGAUCUAAAUGAAAGAAAUACUGAAUCAAUCAAACAUAUCAAAGCUUUAAAAGAAGUGAUAAGUGUCAGUAAAACUAUGAUUGGAUUACGUGAGCAACAGCUAGAGGCGUUGAAAAACAAAUUAAGUGAAAUUGAACAGUCGCUAGCUGAUAGAGAGGCCAACUUGCUAUCCACUGAUCUUAGAGAUGAGUAUGUGCGACAAUUACAAAACAUACGCACACUCCGAGGAUUAUAUGAGGAGAGGGCAAGAUUAGCUGAAGUCACGAGGCAAAGCAUACUACGUGAAUUAGAAGAGCAGAAAACUUACAAUCAAAUAGAAAUUGACAAAUCCAAUGAAUUAAAAACCAGGAUUGAAGCACUUGAAACGGAAAUAGCUAGUCUCAAGGAAGCAAUAGACAGUAAAAAUGAGCAUAUAAGCUCGUUGGAAGAUACAACCAGAAUUCUACAAGCUGAAAUGUCUGUAGUAAACAAGCUUUUCUCGCAAGUUUUAUUGGGUUACAAAAACAAAAAAGAUUUAGAUACGCUAGUAUGUCGCCUCGAAGAAAAUCAUGGAUUACUAACACACUUGGCAGAAAAUGAGAAUGAUUCUGAGGCAUCAUCUGCUCUGCCGAAACUUUUAUUAGAAAUCGUCAGCCAAAUAGAAGACGCUGAAGAGAAACGACCAACACCCACGCCAUUGCCUACAGAAAACACUGAUACAGUUAAAUCUGCAAGUACAAGUUCUUCAGACGUAGACGGAAAUGCUGGCCCUCAAAUCAAUGCAACUGCCGAAGAAAUAGUUGAAAACCUACCAAAAGUAUGGAGGGUCUUGAUUGAACUUUUGAGUCAUCAGAGCGUUGCAGAAACUAACAAUGAUAAUGAAAAAGUGACAACAUGCUAUAAAUCUGUUGAAACCAAAUCAGGUCCUGUCCUAGUGCCAAGUGUUAGUCAAACAUACAUUCGUUUAAAGGAAUUAAUUUUAGAAAAACUUGCGCUCAUCAGGGAAGUGAACCGAAUGAAACAAUUAAAUGGCCAUUUAGAGAGUCGUUUAGGAGUUCAAGAGAAAAGAUUGUGUCUUGUUACAACUGAACUCAGCAAAACCUGGCACGUUGUAGGUCGGCUACGGAGGCAUCACCAUCAACUGCAUACACAUGAAAAGAUUCUAAAAUAUGAAUUGCAACAGAAAAGGAAACUUCUAAAUGAAUUAAAAGAUGAGUUAAAAUACUGUCGUGAGCGCUGGAACGAAGCUCGUGAAAAGAAUUUACAAUCAGAGAAAGAUUGUAAACAAUUAAGAGCUGAGUUUUCCAGCAGAAAGUCUACAGCCGCAUCAUGUAACCAUUCUGCUGAAAGUGGCUACAGUGACGAAAAACUCACAGACGACUCUUCAGAUUCAAACGAUGAUAGCGAACCUAUCAUGCGAUGCAAGAAAAAAAUGGCAGCCAAAUCUUUUGAAACAAUACAUGAUUCUAGCUCAGAAGUACAUGUGGCUGAAAGGGAGGAUCCAGUUAGCGAUAUGUUAGAUGUAGCUGAUUUGCCUCUUGAUAGUCACGGUGGAGAUGAAAAUCAGGAAUCCUCGAUUUCUGAAUGCUUAGUCAGUGAAGGUAUUGUCAGAAAUGAUAACAACUAUGUUGAAACCGAAGAUGAAGCGUUAGAAAUCACAACCGAUGAGACAGUCACUCAAAGCAAUACAAAUUCAAUACCAACUGAUACAUCAUUAAAUAAAGUUAUAACAAUAAAUCCAGCGGAAAUUCUUGAAAGUAUCAGAAGGCAAAAUGAGAGAUUAGCUAAAAGAGAUAAAAAGUUAAAACAAUUAGAAAAAGGGGGUGAAGCUUUACUAAAACAAACUCAAGGUACAGUUAGACUUGGUGAAGCACUUAAUAAUGCUUUAGACCAUAUACUGAAUAGGCCUUCAACUUCUCAGGGUGAAAUUAAAAUAAAUACAACCCCAGUUUCUCUAGAACGCGUUGAAGCCGAUAAUCAAGAACCACCAAUUUCUGAAUGUGUUGGCAGUGCAAAUAAUGUUAAUGUUGCUGUAACGCCGAAUAUCGAGUUAAAUAUUAUAACUCCUGUCAGUGCUAUUGAUAACAAUACUUCAAUAACAAGUAAUGUUAGUCCAAAUAAUACAACUGUCCCACUCAUUGAUCCUAAGGCAAUAAUGGAAAGUAUUAGGAAGCAAAAUGAAAGAUUAGCUAAAAGAGAUAAAAAGUUGGAACAAUUAGAAAGAAGUGGAGAAGCUUUAUUGAAACAAACUCAGGGUACAGUGAAACUUGGUGAGGCACUGAAUAAUACAUUGGAUCAUAUACUUAAUAGACCUUCAACAUCUCGAGAAGAAACGCUAAUUACUCCGUCUGAAAAAACUAAGGUCGAAAAUAACAAUAAAAGAAAUGAAAAACCAGAAGUAUCAUCAUGUGUAGAUCAGCAAUUAGAGCUAAAAGUAGAGAAUAUACCGGACAACAGAACUAAUGAUGAUAAGCAACAGGCAAAUUUUGAGGUUAGUGAUGUAGAUCAAAAUCCUUCAUGUUCUGAAAACAUACAUAUGGAAAAUGUUACUGACGAUCUUACACAUCAGAAUAAAUUUGAUUCUGAAAAUGAUGAGCAAGCACCUAAUAAAGAUUCUUGUCCACGAGACCUGCCUAAACUUGAAUACAACUCAUCCAUAACUAUGCCAACAAUUGAUCCUAAAGCUAUAUUGGAGAGUAUUAGAAAACAAAAUGAAAGACUGGCUAAAAAGGAUGAAAGACUAUCUAAAAUGGAAGGUGAAUGCAGUGAUGUGGUAAAAAAAAUAUCCGGAACAUUGGAUAAAGGCGGCGCAAUAUUAAAGAAAAUUGAUACAAUGCACUCGGAAGUUGAACAGAAAAAUAAUAUAGUAGAUGUUGAUGAAACCAAAUCUCUGCCUAAUGAAGUAGGGCCUUCAACAUCAACCGGUGAAGUCGAUCACGAAGCGCGGCUGGCAGCAAGGGAUCUACGCUUGACCAGAUUAGAAGAACAGACUAAAUCAUUGGUGAGUAAAAUGAACAAAACUACGUCAAAGGGAGUAAAGAUUCACUAUAAGUUAGAGGAACUUCAUAACAUAUACGGAUCAGAAAAUUCCCGAGCCAGUACACCUGCUGAUAGCACUGAAGAUAAUUCAGAAGGCAAAGAAGAAGUAGAUAAACCUGAACAAACGGAAGGUGAUGAAGAGGAUACGGCGUAAGGCGUAAACUGUUACAGGACAACUAGCCUAUGGUUUGGUUGCAAUGAUUGAAAGUUUUCAUAAUAUUUUUU
Messenger RNA from Plutella xylostella (diamondback moth), 4031 nucleotides. RefSeq lists its product as uncharacterized. NCBI's taxonomy places the organism in Eukaryota, Metazoa, Arthropoda, Insecta, Lepidoptera, Plutellidae. The record is from RefSeq and is a predicted model, not a curated record.